AUGCUCAAAUUCGCCAAACAGCACUCACCAACGAGCCUCCACUACACUCUCGCCACCACUGAGCAAGCCCGUAACCUCCUCUGCGCCGCCACCAUCGACGAACCCCGUAGCCCGUUGGACCUCGCUUUCUUCUCCGAUGGUCUGCCUAAAGACGAUCCAAGAGCCGACGAAUCUGUCCUUGAGUCAUUAAGAAAUGUUGGACACAAGAACUUGUCUAAAAUCAUCGGAGAAAAGAGAUUCUCUUGCAUCAUCUCUUCACCUUUUACUCCAUGGGUUCCAGCUGUUGCAGCUGCUCAUAACAUCCCUUGUGCAAUCCUCUGGAUCCAAGCUUGUGGAGCUUACUCGAUUUAUUACCGUUACUACAACAAGACCAACUCUUUCCCCGAUGAUCUCGAAGAUCUAAACCAGACAGUGGACUUACCAGCUUUACCAUUGUUGGAAGUCCGAGAUCUCCCUUCGUUUCUCUUACCUUGUUCAGGAAGUCACUUCAGUAAGCUAAUGAAGGAGUUCACCGACUGCUUGAGAAAUGUGAAAUGGGCUUUGGUGAAUUCUUUCUACGAACUCGAAUCAGAGAUAAUCGAAUCGAUGUGUGAUUUAAAACCGUUAAUCCCAAUCGGUCCUCUGUGGCUUGACAAGCAAGCUAGGUCUUCGGUUGUUUACAUAUCUUUCGGAAGCAUACUCAAAUCAUCGGAGGAUCAGGUCGAGAGCAUAGCUACGGCGUUGAAAAACAGAGGAGUUUCAUUUCUAUGGGUGAUAAGGCCUAAAAAGCGAGGCGAAAACGUCCAUGUGUUGCAGGAGAUGGUCAAAGAAGGACAAGGAGUUGUCAUUGAGUGGGGUCCACAAGAGAAGAUACUGAGCCACGCCGCGAUCUCUUGCUUUGUCACGCACUGUGGGGUCCACAAGAGAAGAUACUGA
Arabis nemorensis is the source of this 915-nucleotide messenger RNA. NCBI's taxonomy places the organism in Eukaryota, Viridiplantae, Streptophyta, Magnoliopsida, Brassicales, Brassicaceae. The record is from the annotation of a GenBank genome assembly.